AUGGAUAUUAGACAAACUACAGGAUUUUAUGAUUUAUGUAUAAACGUAUCUCCAAAUGAAAAGCACAAUUGGUAUCCUCUUUUGUUAAAAUUACAUGAACUUGGGUUUAAGAUGGUUGCAAUAAAUACUAAUUUAGAUGAAAGUAUUCUUGGAGUGGAUAGGAAAAAGAAGAAAAGACAUCAGGGAGAACCAUCACAAAGUAUUAUAUCUGAAGUAGUCGAUAUAGAAAAUAUAAAAAGAGACUUUCAUGAAAAACUGAAAGUUUUUAAUAGAAUUAGCUUCUUAUGUUCUGAUCCUGCAAAGACACAUGCAUUGAAUCAUUGUGCAACUUUAAAAAAGUAUGAUUCGUAUGUAUUUGUUCCAAAACCAACUUAA
Hylaeus volcanicus is the source of this 375-nucleotide messenger RNA. RefSeq lists its product as uncharacterized. The record is from RefSeq and is a predicted model, not a curated record. The transcript has a single exon. The coding region runs from base 1 to 375 and encodes 124 amino acids. NCBI's taxonomy places the organism in Eukaryota, Metazoa, Arthropoda, Insecta, Hymenoptera, Colletidae.